Rhea pennata is the source of this 2274-nucleotide messenger RNA. It is a transcript of the gene WDFY2, whose product is annotated as WD repeat and FYVE domain containing 2. Gene Ontology annotation, biological process: positive regulation of fat cell differentiation; positive regulation of protein phosphorylation. The transcript is spliced from 12 exons. Gene Ontology annotation, molecular function: protein binding; metal ion binding. Lineage: Eukaryota; Metazoa; Chordata; Aves; Rheiformes; Rheidae. The record is from RefSeq and is a predicted model, not a curated record. Bases 12 to 1208 code for a protein of 398 amino acids. Gene Ontology annotation, cellular component: early endosome.
CCGCGGCGCCCAUGGCGGCCGAGCCGCAGGCGCUGACCCGCAAGCCCGUGCUGCUGCACAAAGUGGAGGGCUCGCAGGAGGUGGUGAACAUGGCAGCGAUCGUGCCCAAGGAGGACGGCGUCAUCAGCGUCUCCGAGGACAGGACGGUUCGUGUCUGGCUAAAGAGAGACAGUGGGCAGUACUGGCCCAGCAUAUACCAUGCGAUGCCAUCUCCAUGUUCAUGCAUGUCUUUUAACCCGGAAACCAGAAGGCUGUCCAUAGGUCUAGACAAUGGUACAAUCUCAGAAUUCAUUUUGGCAGAAGACUACAACAAGAUGACACUCGUAAAAAGUUACCAGGCUCAUCAAAGCAGGGUCAUGAUGAUCCUGUUUGUCCUGGAGAUGGAGUGGGUGUUAAGCACUGGACAAGACAAGCAUUUCACAUGGCACUGCUCAGAGAGCGGCCAGCGGCUCGGAGGGUACCGCACCAACGCCGGUGCCUGUGGCCUGCAAUUUGAUGUGGAAACUCGGCAUGUGUUUGUUGGAGAUCACUCUGGACAAGUGACCAUACUCAAACUAGAGCAAGAGUCCUGCAGCCUUGUUACGACGUUUAAGGGACACACAGGUGGUGUCACUGCUCUCUGUUGGGACCCAGUACAGCGAGUUUUAUUCUCGGGCAGUUCAGAUCACUCCAUUAUAAUGUGGGAUAUUGGAGGAAGAAAAGGAACAGCCAUCGAGCUGCAAGGACAUAAUGAUAAAGUGCAGUCUCUCUCAUAUGCUCACCACACUCGACAGCUCAUCUCUUGCGGUGCGGAUGGUGGCAUCGUUGUCUGGAACAUGGAUGUCGAGAGACAGGAGACACCCGAAUGGUUGGACAGCGACUCCUGUCAAAAAUGUGACCAGCCUUUCUUCUGGAACUUCAAACAGAUGUGGGACAGUAAGAAAAUAGGCCUCAGGCAGCAUCACUGCCGGAAGUGUGGGAAAGCCGUGUGUGGUAAAUGCAGUUCCAAGCGCUCCUCCAUCCCCCUGAUGGGAUUCGAGUUUGAAGUGAGGGUCUGCGAUAGCUGUCACGAGUCCAUAACAGAUGAAGAACGGGCACCCACAGCUACUUUCCAUGACAGUAAGCACAACAUUGUUCACGUACACUUCGAUGCCACCAGGGGAUGGCUAUUGACCUCGGGGACAGACAAGGUUAUUAAGUUGUGGGAUAUGACACCAGUAGUGUCUUGAUGAUACAUCUGUGGAACUUGAAAGGUGAUAUUUACAGAAGAAACAGAUUCCUAACCCUAAUUUACUGCAGAAGAUAGAUAAUGCAGGGCACCUAUGGCAGACGAGGAAGGAACUAAUGCGUUUACAACGAUUCUAUGUCCUCUGCUUGAUCAAGGCUGAACAUUUGCACGAAGACUCUUUCCACUUAUUCUCAAAAUAUACAAGAAGGUAUUUUUUUAAACUAAUGGUUUGUACGAUCUGACUGUGCUCAGUUAUCUUGAGUUUGUUUGGAAAAUCUGUGUGCAGUGCAAUUUUUAGUUUUUAUAUUUCAUUAUGUCAGAAUACUUGCUGCUUUGUACAGAAGGUUCUUGGGUUGCGUCUUACCAUGUGCGUUUUCAGUAUCAGCAUACUGUAUAAGGCAAUCGGAUCUCCCCCCAGCGAGCACCUAUUUAUUUGUGAUGUUUCUGCCAGCGAUGUUCUCCCCAGGAAGGAAGCUUCAGGCAGGGCGUUGCACGUUCUCUGUCACAUCGCUAAGGAUCAGAUGGACUCUGGCCAUUCCAAAAAGGGCUCUACCAUCUACUUGUCCGAGCCGAUGACAUCCAGAAAAUGUUUUAUUGUUUCGUGGUAGUUUAAAAUACCACUUCCUGGCUCUUUCUUUGCUGCACAAGUUGUAAAACCAGGGGGCAGGUUGCUUGGCAACUAAUUUCUACAAAAGCUGAAAUAGUUUUCCAGCUCAGAGCAUUUCAGGGAACACACAGGUCUGCUUGAAUUUGGUGAAGCUGACAGACUCUUCCAAAUUAAAUUAUAGGCACAGAGAGGGGGGUCUAAAACUGGUCUGGGUCUGGAAAGUCUUUUUUACCUCUACCUCGCGCAGCAACAUUUAAGCAUUUAUACCUGUCUCUGUUGUUGAAGAUGAUUUUGAUUUUCUUAUUUUCCAUAUGGUUAGUCGUAUUUAUUUUUUAAAUGCUGGUGUUUUUUUUUUUUUUUUUAAUUUCCUCUACAGACCAGAAACUGAUAUUGCUGAAUGACGCUCAUUGUCCAGUUGCCAUAUUUGGCAAUUUCUUUUAAAAACAAAAAGUAUUUAAAG